This is a messenger RNA of Eleginops maclovinus (Patagonian blennie), 1266 nucleotides long. RefSeq names its product retinol dehydrogenase 7-like. Gene Ontology annotation, cellular component: intracellular membrane-bounded organelle. Bases 73 to 1026 code for a protein of 317 amino acids. NCBI's taxonomy places the organism in Eukaryota, Metazoa, Chordata, Actinopteri, Perciformes, Eleginopidae. Gene Ontology annotation, molecular function: all-trans-retinol dehydrogenase (NAD+) activity. Gene Ontology annotation, biological process: retinol metabolic process; steroid metabolic process. The record is from RefSeq and is a predicted model, not a curated record. The transcript is spliced from 5 exons.
CGCUCGACUGGUAUAAAGCUGUUUCUUAGGAGACGGUUUGUCAGAGUCCCGGUAGACUUCAGCUUGACAGUCAUGUACCUGUAUCUCCUGGGGCUGCUGAUCUUAUACUAUGUGUACCGCUGGGUCAGGGAGCUACCCAGGGUCCCAGACAAGGGCAACAAGUAUGUGUACAUCACAGGCUGCGACACCGGCUUUGGAAACCUCCUGGCCCGCCACCUCGACAGCAAGGGCUUCAGAGUGAUCGCCUCGUGUUUCAGUGAGAAGGGAGAAGAGGAUCUGAGGAAGUCCUGCUCCACCAACCUGACAACAACUCACCUGGAUGUAAGGUCCCAGGACAGCGUGGCCAAAGUGGCAGCUAUGAUCAAGGACAAAGUUGGGGAGCGUGGCUUAUGGGCUGUAGUGAACAAUGCAGGCGUGUCCGUCCCCUCUGCUCCCUGUGAUUGGCUAACCAUCGAUGACUACAAGUCCAUGCUGGACGUCAACCUGAACGGAGUGAUCGCAGUGACCCUGAGUGUGCUGCCACUUAUUAAGAAGGCCAGGGGUCGGGUGGUGAAUGUAGCCAGUGUGUUUGGGAGGAUCAGUGUCACAGGAGGCCCGUAUACUAUCUCCAAGUAUGGGGUGGAGGCUUUCAACGACAGUCUCAGGUUAAAUAUGGCACCUUUUGGCGUCAAGGUCCUCUGCAUUGAGCCGGGCUUCUUCAAAACAAAUGUGACGGACAGUGGCAUCCUGACCAAAAACGUGAGAUAUCUGUGGGAGAAAAUGCCCCAGGAGGUCAGAGAUGACUACGGAACGGAGUUUCUACAAAAAUCGAUAGCCAUAUUGACCGAGAAAGUUGAAAAGAUCAGUGAUGGAGAUCUGAUGAAGGUGGUGGGCUGCAUGGAGCACGCUGUGUCCGCCGUCCAUACCCGCCAUCGCUACUCCCCCGGCUGGGACGCCAAGAUUUUCUGGCUGCCACUGUCCUACAUGCCGACCUGUGUUUCUGAUUACAUGAUGCUUAAACAAAGCAUUCCUAUUGCCAGGAAAUAAUUUUGUGCACAUUUUAUGCAAUUCCAACCAUUUCAGGUUCACCAGUGGUAUACUGAUAUCACUGGUUUUUUAUUAUUAUACUGGAGCAAAGAGCAGUAAACCAAACAAAUGAGACUUUGAAUUGGGUAUACACUUAAGGUCACCUUAUCUACAGGCAGAUGGAGUUUGUCUGUGGGUCAAUGAUGGGCAUGGUCGUAUGGAAUGUUAAGGACAAGCAAUAAAAAAGCAGGCUGAAACAAA